AGGAGCCGGGCGGACGUGGUUCUGUUCGUUUUACCGCGAAGUAUGGGGCACCCUUAGAGGUAGUUUCGGGUUAUGCUUCUCGUCCCAGUGUCGUUGUUAAUAAAGCUCCUUUUCGCGGCCAGAUUUCAGGUGGGUGGGGAUAAAUGACAGUUCUAGACGUUUUGGUUUGAGAUAAGAAGAAAGGAGGAAGGAGGUGAGAAGGUACCGGGCCAUUCUCUGUUAGUCCCGCGCUCAACUUCCGCUAGUCCAAAAAAAAAAAAAUCACCAUUUUGAACCAGUUGACCUAUGUGGGCAUCUGUGGUUGCAUCUUUCCCCUUUUAACAACGGCUGUGCAAACCAUACUGCAUAAAGACUUAUUUUUGAGCAUGUCCGGUUAAGAGUGAGAUAUUAAAUAGUCCUUCCUGACUAUUUAAGCCAUCAAGAAGAAAAAUGUCUGUGACAUUGCAUACAGAUGUAGGUGAUAUUAAAAUAGAAAUCUUCUGUGAGAGAACACCCAAGACAUGUAGGAAUUUCUUGGCUCUUUGUGCCAGUAAUUACUACAAUGGAUGUAUAUUUCAUAGAAAUAUCAAAGGAUUCAUGGUUCAAACAGGAGAUCCAACAGGUACUGGAAGAGGAGGUAGCAGUAUCUGGAGCAAGAAGUUUGAGGAUGAAUAUAGUGAAUAUCUUAAGCACAACGUUAGAGGUGUUGUAUCUAUGACUAAUAAUGGCCCCAACACCAAUGGAUCUCAGUUCUUCAUCCCCUAUGGCAAGCAGCCACAUUUGGACAUGAAAUACACAGUAUUUGGAAAGGUAAUAGAUGGUCUGGAAACUCUAGAUGAAUUGGAGAAGUUACCAAUAAAUGAGAAGACCUAUCGACCUCUUAAUGAUGUGCACCUUAGGGACAUAACUAUUCAUGCCAAUCCAUUUGCUCAGUAA
Messenger RNA from Nycticebus coucang (slow loris), 915 nucleotides. RefSeq names its product peptidyl-prolyl cis-trans isomerase-like 3. Gene Ontology annotation, biological process: protein folding; protein peptidyl-prolyl isomerization. NCBI's taxonomy places the organism in Eukaryota, Metazoa, Chordata, Mammalia, Primates, Lorisidae. The transcript has 2 exons. The record is from RefSeq and is a predicted model, not a curated record. Gene Ontology annotation, cellular component: catalytic step 2 spliceosome. Gene Ontology annotation, molecular function: peptidyl-prolyl cis-trans isomerase activity. The coding region runs from base 430 to 915 and encodes 161 amino acids.